AUGAGGCUCUUCUUCUCCUUCUGCUUCUUCUUCAUGAUUAUCUUUAGUGCAACUGCUUAUGAUCCAUUGGAUCCAAAUGGGAACAUUACAAUAAAAUGGGAUAUCAUGUCCUGGACAGCAGAUGGCUAUGUGGCAACGGUAACUAUGAACAACUUCCAAAUGUACCGGCACAUACAAACCCCUGGUUGGACAUUAGGGUGGGCAUGGGCGAAGAAAGAAGUGAUUUGGUCAAUGGUUGGUGCGCAAACAACAGAACAAGGAGACUGUUCCAAGUUCAAGGGAAACGUACCUCAUUGCUGUAAGAAAACUCCAACAGUCGUUGAUCUCUUGCCAGGUGUCCCUUACAAUCAACAGUUCGCAAACUGUUGCAAAGGCGGUGUAGUUGGAGCUUGGGGUCAAGAUCCUUCCUCCGCUGUAUCACAGUUUCAGGUCAGUGUUGGUUUGGCUGGAACCACAAACAAGACCGUCAAGGUUCCUAAGAACUUCACAUUGCUUGGUCCUGGCCUUGGUUACACUUGCGGUCCUGCCAAAAUCGUCCCAUCUACUGUUUUCCUCACCACUGACAAACGGCGAAAGACACAAGCUUUGAUGACAUGGAAUGUUACAUGCACAUAUUCACAGUUUCUAGCUAGAAAGCAUCCAAGUUGUUGCGUCUCCUUCUCUUCCUUCUACAACGACACUAUUACUCCUUGCCCGUCUUGUGCCUGUGGUUGUGAAAACAAAAAGAGCUGCGUCAAGGCUGAUUCUAAGAUUCUAACAAUGAAAGGUCUCAACACACCGAGAAAAGACAAUGCUCCUUUGCUACAAUGCACACAUCACAUGUGCCCUGUUAGAGUUCACUGGCACGUUAAAACUAACUACAAAGACUAUUGGCGUGUGAAGAUAGCCAUCACAAAUUUCAAUUACCGGAUGAAUCAUACUCUAUGGACAUUAGCUAUUCAGCAUCCGAAUCUCAACAAUGUCACUCAAGUUUUCAGCUUUGAUUACAAAUCAGUUGCUCCUUAUGGAUCCAUCAAUGAUACUGGAAUGUUCUAUGGGACGAAAUUCUACAAUGAUCUGUUAAUGGAAGCUGGACCUUCAGGGAAUGUUCAGUCAGAGGUUUUGUUACAGAAAGAUCAAAAGACUUUCACUUUCAAGCAAGGCUGGGCUUUUCCGAGGAAAGUUUACUUUAAUGGAGAUGAAUGUAUGUUACCUCCACCAGAUUCGUACCCUUUUCUACCAAACUCUGCACGAAGAAACUUCGAUUCUCUCUCGACACUAUCACUCACUAUUCUUCUUCUUCUAUUCAUCUCAAUCUGGUGA
Microthlaspi erraticum is the source of this 1302-nucleotide messenger RNA. NCBI's taxonomy places the organism in Eukaryota, Viridiplantae, Streptophyta, Magnoliopsida, Brassicales, Brassicaceae. The record is from the annotation of a GenBank genome assembly.